This is a messenger RNA of Letharia columbiana, 1215 nucleotides long. RefSeq lists its product as uncharacterized. The record is from RefSeq and is a predicted model, not a curated record. Gene Ontology annotation, molecular function: chromatin binding; histone binding. Gene Ontology annotation, biological process: nucleosome assembly. The transcript has 5 exons. Gene Ontology annotation, cellular component: chromatin; nucleus. Bases 1 to 1215 code for a protein of 404 amino acids. Lineage: Eukaryota; Fungi; Ascomycota; Lecanoromycetes; Lecanorales; Parmeliaceae.
AUGUCAGAACCUAUCCGCAACAAGAAGCUUGAUCUUUCAACAGCACCUACGCCUCAGAACACUCCUGCCAACAAUGCACCCAUCUCCUCUCACGCUCAGCAGCCAGGUGUGACUAGCAUCAAAGAAGAGGAUCUCGACCGUGCUGCCGCCGCCUCAAUCUUCGCUCAAAAUCCUAAGCUUGUAUCGAUGAUACAAGGGAAGCUUGGCACUCUGGUCGGCCGUUCUUCUGGAUACGUCGAAUCCCUCCCUGCUCCCGUGCGCCGCCGCGUCGCUGGUCUCAAGGGUGUACAGAAGGAGCAUGCCAAGCUCGAAGGCGAAUUUCAGGAAGAGGUGCUACAGCUUGAGAAAAAAUACUUCGCAAAGUAUACUCCACUUUAUGAGAAGCGCGCUAAGAUAGUCAACGGUGCUUCAGAGCCCAGCGAAAAUGAAGUCAAGGCUGGUGAACAGGACGAGGAGGGAGAAGAUGAUGAAUCGAGCAAAGAGGAGACGGUCGAAGGUCGCCAGGCCGCCGAGGACAUGGCUGGCAUACCCGAGUUCUGGCUGUCGGCUAUGAAAAACCAAGUAUCGUUAGCCGAGCUGAUCACAGAUCGGGAUGAGGCGGUAUUGAAGCUCCUAACGGACAUUCGCAUGGAAUAUCUUGAAAAGCCUGGGUUCCGUCUGAAAUUUGAGUUUGCUGAAAAUGAUUUCUUUUCCAACAAAACCAUCACCAAGACCUACUUCUACCAGGAAGAGAGUGGCUACGGGGGCGAGUUCAUCUAUGAUCACGCUGAAGGAGAUAAAAUUGACUGGAAGGCUGGGAAAGACCUGACUGUGAGAGUCGAGAGCAAGAAGCAGCGGAACAAGAACACCAAGCAGACUCGUAUCGUGAAGAAGACCGUACCAACAGAAUCUUUCUUCAAUUUCUUCGAUCCUCCAAAGGCUCCAGAAGCAGACGAAGAUGACGCUGCUUCAGAUGUUGAAGAGCGCUUGGAGCUUGACUAUCAACUGGGUGAGGACAUCAAGGAAAAGCUCAUUCCUCGCGCGAUCGACUGGUUCACUGGAGAGGCAUUACAAUUCGAGGAAGUUGAUGAAGACCUUGAAGAAGGCGAUUUCGAGGAUGAAGACGAUGAGGAAGACGACGAUGCUAGUGAGGACCGCGAUGACGAGGAAGAGUCAGACGAGGAGGACGACAACUCAAAACCCAAGCAGGAGGCCGCUGAGUGCAAGCAAAGCUAG